Scylla paramamosain (green mud crab) is the source of this 3479-nucleotide messenger RNA. RefSeq names its product zinc finger protein Gfi-1b-like. The record is from RefSeq and is a predicted model, not a curated record. The transcript has 10 exons. Bases 481 to 1869 code for a protein of 462 amino acids. Lineage: Eukaryota; Metazoa; Arthropoda; Malacostraca; Decapoda; Portunidae. Gene Ontology annotation, cellular component: nucleus. Gene Ontology annotation, biological process: regulation of transcription by RNA polymerase II. Gene Ontology annotation, molecular function: DNA-binding transcription factor activity, RNA polymerase II-specific.
GCGCAUAACCCGCCUGCCCUCCGCCUCACCUGCCCGCGCCUCCUCGCCCUCCACGCCCGCACGUCACUGAUGACACGAGGCUCGCAGUUUGUUUACACCUUGACGAAAGUGUCUCGUUGCUUCCUGCUUUAUUUGUGGUCGUGGCAGAGCAGUACAUUUAUUGGUGCAAGGAUAUAUUAUUCAUAAAGCACCAUAAUAACACCACGUUCUAAAUUGUUCACCCAAAGCAAGCCAUGGAAGCGCAGCGACUAGUUUGUUCAUCAGGCGAUUUGGUGAAAGACGCCAUGACGGAAGAUGAAUCACUGUAGAGGCGAGACGUCACGCGGGGGACGAGGUUGUUGACUGAACCGCAGGAGUGAAAGCAGAAAGGAAAUACAUUGAGGGGAAGCUGAGGUAAACAGAAAGGGAAAAAAGUAUUGAGAGCAUCCAGUGAAGAAUCCUUUCCUUCUCUUCCUGUCUCGUCCCCACAAAGAAGGUUCCAUGGAGACCUGCGUGCUGCUGCCCCGUGACUUGUGCCUGCAGAUCAGCCGAGUGGGCGCCUUCCCUUGCCUGGUGACGGCGACGAGCGUGGUGCAGGGAGUCACCUACACACCCACCUCUGGCACCCUCAGAACGGCGCGCCUGCCGCCCCUCCCACCCAUUGCCGCCUCAGAUACGAGAAACACCUGGGGCUCCUAUGAUGCCCUUAGGGAGAACCUCAGCUCCCUCCCUGCGGCCCCCAAGAGGUCGGCGCCGCUGAGGGAAUGCAACUGGGUGAGGUUCCUGAGGGUGGAGUCCCAAUACAGCGCUGAAGUGAACCUGGUGGCUGCCCUCACGCCUCAUAACACGAUUACCUUUACUGUCAUCAGGUCCCUUCCUCCUCACUGCGAGGUGGUUGCUUUCACCCUUCACCCCGAAAACCUUCCUCGUCAUCCCGCCCUUGGCCCGCCGCCCCUCCACCCGCUCCUUUCGCCCUCCUCUCCCCUCCACCUGGCGCCGGGAGUCACGCCCGACGAUACCCGGCUGGUCACCUCAGAAGGCUUUAUCCAUUCGUCAGGACCGGCCGGGAGUCCCUGCGCCAACCUGCAGCUGGAGAUGAGCGGCGCCUCUCGUCUGGUGAUGGCAGCCGCCCUCUACCGGCGGGCAGUGGCGGCCCUCAUGCACGACGCCCCGCUGGACCUGUCUCAGCCGUUGCUGGCAAGCAGGUCUGCCCUACUCACGGAAGAUGACGAGCAAAUGUUAGACUCCGAAGAAUCUCCGUCUUUCUCCAGCAACGCCGCAGACACAACCCACGGCCUGUACAGCGAGGCCAGUGUUAGGCUGCAGGAGGCCUUUACCCAGCACGACAGCUUUUCAAGGGCACUGGAGGCCAGCGCGUCGUUCGACAAGGUGUUGCCUCGUCGGCCUCGCGAGCGUUCACUUUUACCUUGCCACGUGUGCGGCAAGAUAUUCGACCGCCCGAGCCUCCUGAAGCGGCACAUGCGCACACACACCGGUGAGAAGCCCCACGUGUGUGAGGUGUGCGGCAAGGGGUUCUCCACCAGCUCCUCGCUCAACACUCACCGCAGAAUCCACAGCGGCGAGAAGCCCCAUCAGUGUGCCACCUGUGGGAAGCGGUUCACGGCGUCCUCCAACCUCUACUACCACAAGAUGACCCACGUGAAGGACAAACCGCAUAAGUGUGGUGUGUGUUCCCGCUCCUUCCCCACGCCAGGUGACCUCCGCUGCCACACUUUCGUCCACACUGGGCAGUGGCCGCACCGCUGUCCCGUAUGCGGCAAAGGCUUCAGCAAACUCACCAACCAGCGCAACCACCUUCUGCUACAUUCAGGAAUUAAACAACAACAAAGAAGUGCGGGGGUGGGUGGGCUGCGUCGAUUGGUGGUGUAGAGACAAGGCACUACCAUCCUACACCACCACCACCAUCGUUCUUCACCUCCAUCACCCCCCCACACCAUCACCACACCAGCGAAUCCUCAUCAUUAUCUCUUCCCCAGCCUCUCCGCACCCCACCACGGCACCCCAUUCCUGAGGCGCUAAAGGUGUGCAGGAGGAGAUAUACAGAAGAAAUGGGGAGUAGAUUAAGGUAAACAUGGUAAAUAACAAAAGAAAAGACUAGUUUGGUGUACCACAAGGCGAGUGGUCUUCUCAUUGUCUUUCUUUCUUUUUUUUUUUUUUUUCGAGAAGACAAUAGUGUGUGUGGAGAAGCCAACGCGGAGUGUGAGGAAGAAGAAAAGGGAGGAAAAAAGUUGGUUUUCUAUUGAGGAAAGUGAGUGUAAUACCUGUGUUUUGUUUGAAUUUUUUUUCCUCUUCUUUUCCGACGCUGAGUAAAUGUUGCAGUUGAUUCAGCAGAAGAAGGAAAAGAAAUGGUGAAUAGGAUUGAGUUUUUUAAUGUUUUGUUUUGUUUGGCGUAAGUUUACCGUACACAACUUUCCUCUGACUUAUCUUGGCAAACAAUACAGAAAAAAAAAAAAUACUUUACGAGGAAAACCAACAACACAAAUAGAGUUAAUUGAUAAAAACUAAUAAGCAAUUAAAAAAAAAAGAUAAACCCACAAUAAUUAAGUCAAAUAAAAUCUUAAUGGUAUCACCCACCCUAGUCAGCAAAUAACCUCUUUAUUAACUCAGAGAAACACGUAUUUGAUAGGCUGGGAUUUAGUGUAAGAAACCUGAGACUACGUAGGCCUACAGGGGAGUUUUCGAGGCUUCCCCCGUCGCCCCUCACAGCCUAAGGGAGGGUUGUGGGUAGGGGGGUGAGGGUUAGGCUGUACCGGACUGGAACUUGUACCCUAAGCCUUAAUCUGAUCCCUGUCUGGCCUGAAAAAAUUUGCCUGCGUCUCGUGAGAACCCGUGCCUGUGUGAAAGUAAAAGGAACACCUGGCGCCGCGAUUCUCCUCCCAUUUUCUGUUGCUCUUGCUUCGUUUUCCUCAUCCUUCUCAUCUUCCUCCUUUUCUAUUUCGUAUGUUUUGUUAUUUUCCGCCUCGUCCUUAUUAUUUUUUCCUCUUUACUUUUUAUCGUUUGUUUUUUGUAUUUUCUCUUGGUAUAUCUUAUCCUUCUAGUUCAUUUUUCGGCAUCUUUCUUCUUAUCUUCCUUCUCAUUCUCUUCUUUUUUCCUUUCCAGUGCUGUCUUUUUUUCAUUUAUUAUUGCUAUAUCUCCUACUUCAUUUUCUUUAUUUUUUUCUUCUUUUCUCCUUCAUUUCCUCUUCGUCCUCUGUUUCCCUCUCUUUUGCUGUCUUCCUAUCUUCUAAAUAGGAAGACUAUUUGCCAUCUCCUCAUUUUCUACCUCAUUCUCACAUUCUUCUUCCUAAUUCCGCCCCUUCGUUCUUGUCAUCUUUCUCCUUUAUUUCUCUCUCCUCUUCACCAUCUUUUUUUCCUCCUUGUGCUACAACCACCUCUUCAUUAUCUUUUCCUUGAUUCCCGUCUUCUUCCUUCUUUGCUCCUUCUUUUUUUCUUUUUUUUUUCGUCACCCUUUUCAUCUUUUUUCUCCAGAUUCAGACGCAA